Molecule: messenger RNA, 6841 nt
Organism: Galleria mellonella (greater wax moth)
Lineage: Eukaryota; Metazoa; Arthropoda; Insecta; Lepidoptera; Pyralidae
Product: NBAS subunit of NRZ tethering complex-like
Exons: 41
Coding region: 145-6777 (2210 amino acids)
Biological process (GO): retrograde vesicle-mediated transport, Golgi to endoplasmic reticulum
Cellular component (GO): Dsl1/NZR complex; endoplasmic reticulum membrane
Molecular function (GO): SNARE binding
Source: RefSeq, a predicted model, not a curated record
AUUAUUGAUAAAGAGACCAAAACAGAAAAAUAAUAGGAAUUCAAGGCUCAAAGAAAAAAAAAAAAAUACAAUUCUCUUCGGAGAAUUCAGACUGAACCAUUGCGAAAACAUUAAAUAAAAAUUAUUAUUAUAUAAAAUCAAAUUAUGGAGGAGAAUAAAUCAAUAUUACACGAGUUAUAUGUGUUUUCAGAGUGGAAACCUGAGCCUGAAUAUAUUCAAAAACCUGACAGUAUCUUGCCAGAAAAUAUAUCAGCAUUAUGGCGUUGGUUAAAAUUUUUUGGACCCAAGAAGAGCUUGAUUGAUAGCAUAACAGUUCACAAGGAAAAGCAGCAGAAGUGGCACAUAGCCCUUGGGGAUGAGGGCAAAGUCAUAGCUGUCCUUACAGAUAACAUACUAGAGAUCAGAACAAAGAGAUCAGACUAUGCUACAAUAGCAGCUAGAACAACAGUGAGUCGUGAUGCAUAUCCACAGUGGCGUAAAUUGGUAUGGAGUCCUGACUGCUCAUUCCUGGUUCUCGCCUAUGGCAAUGGGGUUGUGAGCUUCUUUGACCUUACAGCCUCCAAUCUCUUUAACAUACCAAUUGAUUGUUCAAGACCUGGUGGAUUAGAGUGCACCGACAAUACACAUGCUGUUGCUGACAUAAUAUUUAUGCCACUUCGAGUCAAAGAUAAUAAAUGGAACUGGGAGGUGGCGGUGGUGACGCACGACGGCAAGCUGCGCGGGUACGUGGUGUCGCAGACGGAGGGCUGCAAGCUGCACCACACGUUCCGGUUCGCGGCCGGGCUGGGCGCGCUGUUGUACGCGGCGCCGCACCACACGCUCUACGUCGCCGGCCUGCCGCGCGCCGGCAACAAGGAUCCAGCAUCGCCGCUAACCGCUGGCAUAACGGCGUGGCGCAUAUUAAAUGAUGAUCCAUUCUACAAAUUGUCUGUAGUGUCUGACCAACUCGAGGCUCAACUGGCUAAUGAAAGAUUCCAAUUUUACAUUCCAUUUGUAUCUUCUAAAAAUAUGGAGUUCAUAGUGCAAAUGGUGAUGUCUCCGGACGGGUCGAAGCUGGUGUGCCUGCACUGGUCGGGCGCGGUGUCGGUGUGGCGGCUGCCGUUGCUGGUGCGCCUGCAUUACCACCCGCUGUCCUCGCAGCCGCAACACGAUUUGCUCAGUCCGUUGCCCACUUCCGCUUCCGCGUUCACGCCCGCGCCUGCGCCCGCUGAUAUAAGCUGGUGGUCCGAUAAGGAGAUAAUAGUGUCCCGAUUUAGCGGCGCCGUGACAGUCUGUAACAUUGAGGAUAUGAUGAAUAUAUUGGGAAAGAAGCCAGAGUUCUUCCAGGGAUCGCCACGGGUAACGUGCGCAUACGACGGUACGUUUAUGGUACUCGAGUGCGAGUCCAACGUGUUGCCCGCUAAAAAAUCGCGCAGUGAUGAAAGUAUGGAGGUGGUGAAAGCUGAAGCAAACACCGAGGACUCGUUGGUGGACACGGUCCGCGAGCUGAUCAAGUCGGUGCUGUUCGCGAUCACGGACAUUGAGACGUUCCAGCCGCGGCCGCGCCGCAUCACCGUCGUCUCUAGGGUCUACAGGCUGCUGGGCGUCAAGAGUACCACGCCUAACGAACUGUUCUCCAGAAAGAUCGAAAGUGGCAACUACAACGAGGCGUUGGCAUUAGCGGACACAUUCAACUUGGAUAGCGACCUCGUGUACCAGCAACAGUGGCGAAAGAACCCCGUCUCCACCGAUGCUAUUCAGAAGUAUUUGAGUAAAGUGUCAAAGAAGAUAUGGGCUGUACACCAGUGCGUAGACAGGCUGCCGGAGACUCUGCCCGCCGCUAAAGAACUGCUGCAGUUCGGCCUCGAGCUCACUAACGAGAAGAUCCUCGAUGAAAUAAAUAAGGAACGCAGCGAAGACGAAAUGAAGGAUCUGGACGACAUAACUCUCGAGGAUCUGAACGCGUAUACGAGCGAACUGCUGCGGUGCCGCCACGUUAUGCUGUUCUACAAGGAAAGACUGUAUCUCUAUGAGGCAAUUCUGAAAUGUGAGAAGUCUGCGUAUGUGAAAGACGAAUACGACCGCCUUCGCAGCAACAGCAUCGUCCACAGUUCUAUGGAGAUCGCCAAAGAAGGUCGCAUAGAAGCACUCACUUGUCUAUGGCCAAAUAUCAAGACCACUGCAAUGCAGAUGGCAGUAUUAGAAAAGUUGCCCGAAACGAUCAAUCCAUUAGAGUAUCAACAACUCUUGCCGACCAAACAGCCACUGCAGUGGUUCGACAAAAAAUCGCCUAUAAAAAUAAAGCCCUUUGAACAUGAGCAUGAUUGGUGCAGGAAAGAAGUCUUCAGGUCAAUAUGGAGUUCCAAUUGGUCGGAAGACUCGACCCCGGAAACGGAAACGGUGGAAACGGCGAGCGAGGACAUCGCGCAGUGGUACGACAAGCGGGCGCGCGAGAUCGAGGAGCGCAGCGGGCUGGUGUCGCACGCGCUCAACCUGGCCACGCUGGCCACCGUGGGCGGCGCCGUGCCCGGCCUCGACCACCUCAUGUUCCACCUGCUCACGCUCGACACGCUGCUCUACGACAUCAACGUCGACCACGUCACGCUGCGCCAGCUAGAGAACAUGUCCACCCUGGACACCUGCUGUCUGCUUAUGGAAAUGUCAACGCCGUUAACAUUCGUGUCGGACCUGAAGAAUUUUGUGAUCCCGUUCCUGAAGCGAUACGAGAACCUGUCGAAGCGGAUCGACGCGUGCAUCAACGGUCUCACCGAGUACCUCGAGAAAAGCAGUAUCGAUGAUCUCUCCUCUAUACUGCUGGUGCUGCAGUCACCGAGCGAGUUCGAGCUGGACGUGCGCACGCACCUGGAGCUGGCGGAGCGCUGCCUGCUGGCGCACAACGGCACCGAGCAGCUCGACAAGGCGUGCGACCUGCUCGACACUAUACUCAAGGAGAGCGACGGCAGCAUCUCGAGCAGCGAGCUGGUGCGCCGGGUGCGCGAGCUAGAGCGGCUGGUGGCAGGCAGCGAGCGGCUGGCGGCGCGCGGCGUGGCGCUGCCGCUGCGCGAGCUGCGCGACCACGCGCGGGAGCACGCGCGCGCCCGCCACCUGCUCACCAGGCUGGCGCGCGCGCUCGCCCUCAGAGAUGAAAAACCUACACAACAAGAUUGGGCUGAACUGCUGAAAGACAUCCUUGAGUUACAAUCAUCGCUGUUCACUUGCGUCUCCAAAGAAGAGUGUUACGAGAUCUACGCGUCGUCACUGUUAACGUCGGGCGAUGCGGCGAGCAUCAAGCUGGCGGUGGAGGUGGUGUCAAACGGCAGCGGCGCGGGCGGCCGCGUACAGCUGGUGUCAGCCGCCGCCCGCGAGUACUUCAACUCCGCGUCCUCGCUGGCCGACCCCGCGCUCGACCUCGCUAGAUGCUGUUUAACAUUGAUAAAGGAUGACAACGAGGAAAUAAAAGAGGAGCUGGAUCUCAUUGCAGCUUUACAGAUAUUGAACGCGUUUGGCUUGACUAUUCUUCCCAUACAAGUUCGUCUCUGCGAGGACCGAUUGACCUUGAUCGAAGAUUGUUUAAAACUGGACCCUAAUGCAUUCCUGGCGAGUCAUAAACUGCUCAAACUAGCCAAGCUGUUAAGAAUCGCUGGCGAUGAUGAACAGACGAGGGAGGCGGCGGUGCUGCAGCUGGUGGGCGAGUACGCGAUGCGCGCGGGCAGCGGCGGGCUGGGCGCGGCCGCGGACGCGGCGCGGCGGCUGGCGGCGCUGCGAGCGGGCGGCGGCGCGCGCGCGGCCGCGCUGCUCGCGCACGCGGCGGGCGCCGCGCGCGCGCACGCAGACCGCGCGCAGCGCCGCCGCCUGCUCGCCGCCGCCGCCGCCUGCGCGCCGCCGCACACCCUGCACGACGUGCUGCGCGCCAGGUUAGAAUUGGAACUUGAAGGCCUCCAGCAAAUGGGCGCGUCUCUGAAAGAACACAACCACCUGACCAACCGCUGGCCCUCUACCGACGACGAGUUCUCCGACGCAAUAACUACUCCGGUUAUAGAGAAUAAGGAUUUAAUAGCACCGCCGCAAACAGAGAAGAAACCACUCCUCAACUAUCUGCUUGAUACGUUCCAGAAUAAAUUUCCUUUUGGCGACAAGUCCGAGGGCGUGGACGAGGCGGAGGGCGGCGUGGGGGGUGAAGGUGGCGAGGGUGGCGAGGGUGGCGAGGGCGGCGUGGUGGUGGCGGAGUGGUACGCGGCGCUGCAGGCGCGGCGCGCGGCGGGCGGCGCCCCCUACCGGUACGACCGCUUCGCGGCGCCCGACGGCGACCGCCGCGCGCCCGCGCCCUCCGCGCUGCACUGGUACUACGUGCAGAACUGCCUCGACGGCGGCGCCACCGCCCACCACGAGACUGAAGUGGUCCAGAAAUGUGCGGAGGAGCUGGUGUACAAGGACACGCCGCUGAGCGUGGCGUGCCUGCUGCGGCCGGCCGGCGAGUGGGCGGCGUGCGCCGAGCGGGCCGGCCGCGAGGGCGCGGGCCCCGCGCAGCUGAUCAGCCGCAGCGCCACCGCCGCCUCCGCCGUGCUGUACGCCACGCUGCUCAAAUGCAACGCGCCCGACUUACGCGAUAACGUCUAUCUCGCAAAACCCUCCACGAUGGCGCGCACGACGUUGAAACAAAAGAACGCGUCCGAGGACCAGCUGGAGGUGAUCCGCCAGUGUAUAGAGAAGCUGAGCGGCGCCGGGGACGUGGAGCAGGUGCGGCGGCUCGGGUACAGCGUCAACGGGCUGCUGUUCAACGCGGACGAGGACUACCGCACCGAGGUCAUAUACCGCAUCGCCAGGUGCGGCGACAAGGAGCACCUGUCGGCGGCGCUGUCGCUGGCGGCGCGGCACGGCGCGGACACGCUGCUCGUGUGGCUGCAGCACGCGGCCGCCGCGCCCGGCCUGCGCCUGCACGCCGCCGCGCUCGCCGCGCUGCCGCGCCACCUGCCGGACGCGCACCGCAGAAUAAAGGAGACGUUGUGGCCACUGAUAGAGGGCCACGAUCACAGCGCGCUGCUGAACCUGCUGUCUAUACUUCGCGGAGUGGACGAGCGGCCACUCAUCGCCGGCCUCACCGCCGCCGAACACAUCAAGCUACUCAAGAAGGCUAAGGCCGCCUCUACAGAGCUGGACUAUAAGCUGCUACUAGAUCAGCCGUCGGCAGAACAGUUCUCUGCGCACAUGCUCGCGAUACUGAAGCCGGAGACCAUUGGAAUGGUUUGCAAGUUCCUGCGCUCGCUGCCGCCCACGUUCAAGCUACCCAUCACCGUCAACGCGAUAUAUACCAUGUGGCUGACCAAACAUUUCUUCAAUGUGCCGCCCGCUAGCGCCACUAACAAGAAAUGGAUGCAGCAGUACCGACAGUGCGCCAGCUAUUUCAACAAACUGUCCAAGGAGGACCUUCUGCAGUUUGUUGCUAAUACGUGCUUCACGCGCGACGCAGUGGAACGAGUUCCGCCUGGUACCCGAAACCUGAUGAUAAUGCAAGCGGUGGACUAUUGUCAGCAGGAACAGGAGAACGACUUAAAGUUUAAUAAAAAUGAUCAGACGUGGUCGCAGACGGGGCAAGAGCUGACCCGGUGGGCGCGGUUCUUGGACAACUUCCACUCCAGCACGGUGCAGGCCAUCAUCGAGGCCGCUCGAGCCGCCGCCGACACGCCCGACAUUGCGCAGAUGUGGAUCGAGGUGGAGACGAGCCACGGGGCUGAGGAGGCGGCGGUGGAGGCGCUGGCGCGGCUGGUGGCGGCGGGCGCGCUGCGCGGCGCCGCGCUGGGCUCGCUGCUGCAGUGCCUGCGCGUGCCCGCCGCGCCCGCGCUGCCGCUGCUGCGCGCGCUGCGACACGUGCACACGGCCCCAGAAAUGGAGAGUCUAAUAAGUGGAAUGUGCCAGUACGACAAGGAGGGCGUGCGGCUGCCGGAGGAGGUGCGCAGUGCGGCGGAAGGUCGCGCGCGCGAGCUGGGCGUGGCGCCGGCCCGCCAGGUGGCGCUGCUGGCGCUGCGCACGCGCCGCGCCGCGCCGCCCGCGCGCGCCGCGCUCUACACCGCCGACCUGCUGCGCGCGCACUGCCCCGACCCGAGCCUGGCCGCCGCGCUCACCGAGGAAAAAUUAAUGAGUGAAGAGGGGCGACGCGACGCGUUCGAAAUGUUUUUAGAAAUUUCCGACACGUGGCAGCGAAAGAAGGCCCUCGUGGACGUUCUAAAUUGCUGGCCCCCGACAACGAACAGCGAUUCAAGGAGCUUGCACAGCGUGUACCUGCGGUUUCUAUUAACAGAAACAAGUGAUCAUAAGGAGAGUUUGGUACUCAUCAAACUAUUGCUCCAACAUCCUGUGCUCACUGAAGAGGAGGUGAAAUGGCUUGCUGACUGUGCACCAGCCGACGCAGUAAUUAACACAAUUUGGAUUAUUUUGCUUAGCAAAUGUGAACAAUCACAGAACAUGGCUCUGAAUUUGAUAUUACAGCACAAGCAAUCAAUUAAACAACCAGAUGUUGAAGAGGACCUAAUAAAGGAACUUUUAGAUAAUGGAAUGUUUUUGAAAUUAAUAUCUACUCCAUUGUACUCAUCAAUAAUCAGUUAUAUUAUAACUCGGGAGGCUACCCCCGGAGAGUCUCCUUCGAGCACGUACACGGUUGAGUGGGCAACCAACGAACUUCUGAAAGCCAAUCAUUUGGCGGAAGCAGGACAUUUGCGUUUAAUGUCCAUCGGCGUGCCGUCGCCGCUUCGUGGUUUUUCUCAAACUGUACAAUAUUGCAAGAAGAUGUUUAGCAAAAAUUAAAAUGUCUUGUAUAUUUAUGUCAUAUAUGCAAAGAAUAAUAUAUUGAAAUAUAUGUUUAAUGUCA